This is a messenger RNA of Macrosteles quadrilineatus (aster leafhopper), 1810 nucleotides long. Its product is annotated as ubiquitin carboxyl-terminal hydrolase 3-like. Bases 132 to 1688 code for a protein of 518 amino acids. The transcript has 11 exons. Lineage: Eukaryota; Metazoa; Arthropoda; Insecta; Hemiptera; Cicadellidae. Gene Ontology annotation, cellular component: cytoplasm. The record is from RefSeq and is a predicted model, not a curated record. Gene Ontology annotation, molecular function: zinc ion binding; cysteine-type deubiquitinase activity. Gene Ontology annotation, biological process: protein deubiquitination.
GGUAGUUGUCAAGGGAGUAGGAGGUUGGGGUUUCAAGUUUGUUCGUACAUUAUCUAACUGAAAAGUAUUUCUGGUGGAUAAGGAUUAACUUAGAUUUUACUUGAAUUAGAGGCUUUGCUUAAUAAAGUGAGAUGGAGUGUCCUCAUUUGUUGGAAAAUGUCAAAAUAUCGUCUCCUGCCCAGACGGCAACAAAGGAGUUGGCCUGCGCAGUUUGUUCUGCCACUGAUAGUCCUUGGAUGUGUCUUCACUGUGGCGUUCUACAUUGCGGCCGUUACGUCAACGGUCAUUCACUGGAACAUUCAAAACAGCAAAAUCAUCUUGUCUGCAUCGACUGUAGUUCACUUUCAGUCUUUUGCUAUAGCUGUGAUGAUUUUGUCGUGAAUGAUACGGAGAACGGUUGCCUAGCUCGUAUUAGACAGCUUAUCAAGGUCGGUGAGACAUCUCAAGGCUCAACUGCACAUGAAAACAGACGGAACCUACGCCCCCGAUCUAGGAAAAGGUGUCACUCGGCUGACAGUAGUACAGGGAGCACUGAAAAUGGAAGUGUAGAAAACGAGAAGGCCUACCCUCGAAAAAGACGGACAACCAGCAACACUUACCUCAAAACUGUGAAACGUGAAAAGAAAGUGGUAGGACUUCGUAAUUUAGGGAACACUUGCUUCAUGAAUGCAGUUCUACAAUCUCUCAGCAAUAUAGAAGAGUUUCGCGUGUACUUCAAGAAGCUGCCGUCACUAGACAACAUCAAAGGAGUGGGUCGGAGCAAGGUUUACCAGUCUCGCAGUUUCCGAGAACUCAAUGACGCCAUCAUGGCGGAGGAGCUGCGUAAGAUCAUCAUCAGCCUGACGGACAAUGGAGCCAGCAAGUCUGCUAUUUCGCCAGAGUCUCUGUUCCUCGUCAUUUGGAAAGUUGUACCUAGGUUCCGAGGCUAUCAACAACAAGAUGCUCAUGAGUUCCUGCGCUACAUGCUGGACAGACUGCACACAGAGUUGCUACAUCUACUGCCUGAGUCUCCGUAUUUGCUGGGACACAAAGGGAAAUCAUCCAUCGUCACUAGUGUCUUUGGAGGCACACUACAGAGCGAGGUCACAUGCUUGAACUGCAAUGUUGAGUCGAAGAAGCACGAUCCGUUUCUAGACCUCUCUUUGGACAUUCCAGAAAAGUGUUAUCAAAAGAAAAACAGAGAUUCUAGUGAUGAACCUAUUUCUCCGUGUAAUAUUCUAGACUGUCUCACAAGCUUCAUUCAAGUAGAGGAGUUGGCGGAAACUGAGCUUUACUACUGCAACAACUGUAAAAGCAAACAAAGAUCUACCAAGCGGUUUUGGAUACGCAGACUGCCAAAUGUGCUGUGUCUACACUUGAAGCGGUUUCGGUGGAACAACUUCUGGCGAACCAAGAUAGACAUUAACAUCCAGUUCCCAGUGUCGGCUCUAGACAUGUCGCAGUUUGUGCUCAGUGAUCUACCAGACACCCGCCUCAGUGGUUCCAACCUUUACGAUCUCGCUGCUGUAGUAGUCCACCAUGGGUCUGGUGCUGGAUCAGGACACUACACAGCAUUCGCAAUAAAUGAUGGCCAGUGGUGGCACUUCAACGACAGCUCGGUCCGUCAGACACAGCUAGAAGUAGUGGCUAAAUGUAAGCCUUACAUUCUCUUCUACAUCAAACGAGAGUUCAGCGUCCACUCCUCGUGAGGUCAUUCGACUUUCCUCAAAUCAUAAAGUAUCAAAUUCGUUUUGGAAGUGUGCUUACAAUUCAAAGCUAACUAGGCUUUUGUGAUACUUUUUUUUAAUAAAUAACACUCCUCGAAACGUUA